GAGUUCUGAAGCUUCGAGUAGGCCUACUCAACCUUUUUUCGAUACAAUUGGAUUGAAAGCUUCAGUUCGACAUCACUAGCUACAAAAUAUGUCCGUUGCCAACGGUCGCUUCAUGUUUUUCGCUUUUGGAAGUACCGGUAACUUAUGUCUUCUGUCUAGUCUUGCUGUCUUCUGUCCAGUCUUGCUGUCUCUUCCGACGGGAAACCACGGAUAUCAAAGUAUGUCCGUUGCCAACGGUCGCUUCAUGUAUUUCGCUUUUGGAAGUAACUUGUUAAAGGAAAGACUGCAACUGGCAAAUCCCUCUGCGACAUUUUUCACUACCGGCCGACUAAAGGAUUAUGAGUUGAACUUUGGCCUGUGGGAGAAACAUGUAGACAACAGUUGGCAUGGUGGAGUGGCCACCAUUAAAUCCUGUCCAGGGGCAGAAGUGUGGGGGGUAAUCUGGAUUAUGAGCAACGAAAACCUCCCGAGCCUAGACAACCAGGAAGGCGUGAGUCAGGGAAAGUACUCUCCACUGGAGGUUUCAGUGGAGACUGAAAAUGGACUCAUGCUCUGCAGGUCUUAUCAGAUGAACAAUUUCCACGCCUGCCCUCCCUCUCCUCAGUACAAACAGGUGGUGUGUCUGGGUGCAGAGCAGAAUGGACUUCCAGGGGAUUACCUGAAGAGGCUGAAGGCCAUUCAAACCAACAACUACACUGGUCCCUCAAUCCUUGAUCAAAUCCAAACGGUCAAGUAGAGAUUGAAAAUUCACAUUCUUUACUCUUUGAAAACACCAGUUGACAAAAACAACCUCACCAUAAGGUCCAUUUAGUAGCCAUUCUGAGAAUGAGCAGAAUAGUAACAAUAAAAUACAGUGUAGCUAUUAAGCUCUCAUUCUCUUUUCAGCAGUUGCAGGAGCAUUAGACCGCAUUGUAUUCUCCAUUAUAACCAUAAUCAUGCAAGUAAUAGUUGUAGAAUUAAAUUAUAAAAAUGUUAAUAUGUAAUGGUACUGAAAACAGAUCUGGUUAACAGACGGUGGGAAAAGCUAUAACUGGACCUUACAUUUUCUUUUUUUUAAAGAAACAUCUAUUUCUAAGGUUAAAACUGAAUCUGCUACCCUGUGAGGCCAGAAGUUUGUAAUGCAUGGCCAUAAUGAGACAUGUGGCUGUGCCACAACACAUACCUCAUCUUUUAUUUCGAGCCAUCACAAUUGAAGACUCAAAAUGUAUGCGACAGGCAGAAUAUCCUUACAUUUUACUAGUUUUCAGGGGAAUAAUAAUAAACUGGUGAAACACACUCAAGA
Perca fluviatilis (European perch) is the source of this 1282-nucleotide messenger RNA. It is a transcript of the gene ggcta, whose product is annotated as gamma-glutamylcyclotransferase a. The transcript has 4 exons. NCBI's taxonomy places the organism in Eukaryota, Metazoa, Chordata, Actinopteri, Perciformes, Percidae. Bases 89 to 736 code for a protein of 215 amino acids. Gene Ontology annotation, molecular function: gamma-glutamylcyclotransferase activity. The record is from RefSeq and is a predicted model, not a curated record.